This is a messenger RNA of Brassica napus (rape), 2052 nucleotides long. RefSeq names its product gamma-aminobutyrate transaminase POP2, mitochondrial-like. The coding region runs from base 102 to 1610 and encodes 502 amino acids. The transcript has 19 exons. Gene Ontology annotation, molecular function: S-adenosyl-L-methionine:8-amino-7-oxononanoate transaminase activity; pyridoxal phosphate binding. NCBI's taxonomy places the organism in Eukaryota, Viridiplantae, Streptophyta, Magnoliopsida, Brassicales, Brassicaceae. The record is from RefSeq and is a predicted model, not a curated record. Gene Ontology annotation, biological process: biotin biosynthetic process.
CUCACAGAAUUCUCUCGCUUCACCUUUCAUCUUCUCUAAUACUUUGUCCCUCUCUGAUUUUUCGCUCUGGUCCUAGACUCCUAGAUUCAACUUACCAGAAAAUGGCCGUCAUCAACAGCCUCCGACGCCUGGCGCGUACCACUCAGGUUAAUUUGCAGAGCAGGUAUCUUGCUUCUUCCCAACGCAUGCCUGGCUCGAGGAUCUUCACCACAGAGGCAUCAACGGUUAAGAGAAACACAGUUGGGCCUAAAGGUCAUAGUAUGCUAGCACCUUUUACAGCUGGGUGGCAAAGUUCUGAUUUAGAUCCGAUGAUCAUAGCAAAAUCCGAGGGAUGUUAUGUGUAUGAUGCCCAUGGGAAAAAGUACCUUGACUCUCUUGCUGGUCUAUGGUGUACCGCAUUAGGAGGAAGUGAGGCACGGCUUGUUUCUGCUGCGGUUUCGCAGCUGAACACCUUGCCGUUUUAUCACUCCUUUUGGAACUUUACUACUAAACCUUCACUGGAUCUUGCUCAAGAUCUUUUAGACAUGUUCACGGCCAAAAAUAUGGCCAAAGCAUUUUUCACAAACAGUGGAUCAGAGGCUAAUGAUACCCAGGUCAAGCUGGUUUGGUAUUACAAUAAUGCACUUGGAAGGCCCAAAAAGAAAAAGAUCAUCGCAAGAAGCACAUCGUACCAUGGCUCCACUCUGGUAUCAGCAAGUUUGUCUAGCAUGCCGGUUAUGCAUCAAGAUUUUGACUUACCUUCAUCAUAUAUGCGAUGCACGGAUUGUCCUCACUAUUGGCGUUAUCAUCUUCCGGGUGAAACUGAAGAGGAGUUCUCAACCAGAUUAGCUAAGAAUUUAGAAGAUCUUAUCCUCAAAGAAGGACCACAAACAAUUGGUGCUUUUAUAGCUGAACCACUCAUGGGUGCUGGUGGUGUGAUACCUCCACCUGAUUCCUACUUUGAAAAGGUCCAAGCUGUUCUUAAGAAAUAUGAUAUCUUGUUCAUUGCUGAUGAGGUGAUAUGUGCAUUUGGAAGGCUUGGGACAAUGUUUGGAUGUGACAAAUACAACAUCAAACCAGAUCUUGUGUCCUUAGCUAAGGCAUUGUCUUCAGCAUAUGUGCCGAUUGGAGCCGUUCUUGUGAGUCAAGAAGUGGCAGAUGUUAUUUAUUCUCAAAGCAACAAGAUAGGUACUUUUGCGCAUGGGUUUACUUAUUCUGGUCAUCCAGUUUCAUGUGCUGUAGCAAUUGAAGCGUUAAAGAUCUAUAAGGAGAGGAACAUACCAGAACAUGUAAACAGAGUUUCCACAAGGUUUCAAGAAGGUCUUAGAGCUUUCUCCACUAGUCCUAUUAUUGGAGAGAUCAGAGGAACUGGUUUGAUUCUCGCGACUGAGUUUACAGAAAAUAAAUCGGCACACGAACCGUUUCCACCAGAAUGGGGUGUUGGCGAAUACUUUGCAGCCGAAUGCAAGAAGCAGGGGAUGAUAGUCCGUGUUGCAGGGGAUCUCAUAAUGAUGUGUCCACCGCUCAUUAUCUCACCUGAAGAGAUUAAUGAGUUGAUUACUAUCUAUGGGAAAGCGUUGAAGGCAACAGAAGAGAUGGUUAAAGAACUCAAGACUCAGCAAAAGAAGUGAGAAGCAGAGUCAUUGUUUCCAGUUAUAUGCAAUAAGUGUCAGAACCAUAAUAGGUGUAGUGUAUCUUUUAUUUUCCAAAGACUGGAUCUGUUGUUUCGAAUACACAAGUCUAGUUAUGUAGUGCAUUCGACUCGGUGGAAAUGGAAUGAAUAAACAACAACAAUAAGACUGUGAAUGUGAUCUGAACAAACCAAAGAUACAGAGACAUAAAUAGAUAUUGUUUUUAAAAGUCAAAAACAGUUUCUGAGAUAGUGACUUUGCAGGCUUGCAGCUACAUGAACUUGUGGUUAAUGGCCUAAACUAGCGACGGCCAGAGACUGGACUAUAUGGUUCGGUACGCGGCUAACCAACCCACGGACCAGAAUGACUCAAAUGGAAUUUAGUGCACUCGAACUUGAAAACGAAAUACAUAGACCACUGCAGAAACAGAGAAUUGUGAUUA